UUCUCUUUCGAUCCAAACGAAACAAAUCAAAGCGCAUUGGUAAGAGGAAACGAACAAAGACGGAAAAAAUCGCCGGCAACACCAAACAAUCGCAAAAUUUCUGUUGCAAAAAUCCGAAUGCUCCUUUGUAGAACCAGAAAUGCUGUUCUCAAACCCUCUCUUUCCUCUCUUCUUCAUUUUUACUCUUCAAAUUCCAAGAAAAACAAAACUAACCCUAAUUUCAAAAACCCUAAAACCCUUUCCCCCAAAUCACUUCAACCCAAUUCCCCCAAAGCUCCAAUUCCGCGUCUUUUACCUAAUACAACGAUGUACUCAUUGCUCACUGACCUUGUUUCUUGCACCAGUGAAACUGACACUGCCAUUGACAGUGUUUUGGAUUCAUACAAAGGGGAAUUAACCUCCAACCUCGUUCUUGGUGUUUUGAUGAGUUACAAUCACUUGGGUAGAGCUAAAACUUUGAAAUUUUUCUCAUGGGCUGGUGAAAAAAUGGAUUUUGAAUUUGAUGAUGAUGUGAUUGAGUACAUGGUUGAUUUCUUUGGUAGAAGGAAGCUUUUUGAUGAUAUAAAGUGUUUGUUGAUGACAAUUGUUGCUCGGAAGGGUCGAGUUUCGUAUAAGGCGUUGUCGAUUUGUAUUAGGUUUUUGGGGAGAGAAGGGAGGAUUAAUGAAGUGUUGUCAUUGUUUGAUGAAAUGGAGAGUGUGUUUGGGUGUAAGCCUGAUAAUCUUGUGUGUAAUAAUGUGCUUUAUGUGUUGUGUAAGAAGCAAUCUUCUGUGGAGAUGAUUGAGCUUGCGCUUUCGAUUUUUGAUAAGAUUGAAUCUCCUGAUAGUUUUUCUUGUAGUAACAUGAUUGUUGGUUUGUGUAGACUUGGUAGAUUUGAGGCGGCUCUUGAGAUUUUUCGUAAAAUGGAUAAGGUUGGCGUGCAUCCGACUCGUUCUGCGAUGAAUGUUCUUAUCGGGGAGCUUUGUUCGAUGAGUUCAAAAGAAGGGUCUGUUGAGAAAGUGAAAGUGACGAAUGUCCGUAGACCGUAUAAUAUUUUAGUUCCUAACAUGGGAGGAAAUCAGGCUGCAAUUCAGCCUGCUGUUGAAGUGUUUUUCACCGUUGUUAGUUCCGGCUUGUUUCCUAGUACUUUUGUUGUGUUUAAGCUUAUGUCCGAGCUUUGUCGUUUAGGUAACACCGAAGAAGCUGUUAAAGUGUUGAAGAUUGUUGAGGAGAGGAAGCUAACUUGUGUUCAAGAGGGAUACUCAAUUGUUAUGAAAGCAUUGUGCGAUCAUCGCAGAGUGGAGGAAGCCGGUAAUUUGUUUGGGAGAAUGUUGGAGACCGGCUUAAAGCCGAAGUUGGUUGUUUACAAUUCUAUUAUAUCGAUGUUGUGCAAACUAGGAGAUUUAGACAACGCGCACGGUGUGUUUGAAAUCAUGAACAAGAAUCGAUGUUUUCCAGAUAGUUUAACAUACAUUGCUUUAAUCCACGCUCAUUGCGAGUUUAAGAAUUGGAAAGUUGCGUAUGAAUUGUUGGUCGAAAUGUUGAGUUUGGGAUGGAUUCCACAUUUUCAUACUUACAAUUUGGUGGAUAGUCUUUUGAAAGAACAUGAUCAGUUGAAUCUGUGCCUUAAAUUGGAAAGGAAAUUGGAGAAUCAGAAGUUGCUGAAGAUGUGUAAGGAAGGUCAACUAGAUGAUGCUUAUGAGAAAGUAAAAUCAAUGCUUGAAAAGGGUGUUUAUUUGUCGGCUUAUGCUAGAGACACAUUUAAGGUUGAGUUUCAAAAGAGUGGCAAGUUAGAAAUAGCACAUCAGUUACUUGAAAAUACUCAAAGAGUUAAGGAGAAUCAGGAGAUAUAAUUAACAGAAGCUAAUUAGUUGUAGAAUACAAAUUCAUUUGUUGUUGUAACAAAUUUUGGGUUUUAGAGUUGAUAUUUUUGUGCUGUCAUAUAAAUUUUUAACAUUAUGAUCUAGAGAAUAGAUAAUUGAUGAACUAGCAGAGAUAGGAGAACUCACGUGACUAGGGGCAUACAACUUUGACAUGAAGUCAUGAUUCUGUGUGGUUAGAUGUAAAGGGGCUGGAUGGUCGACAGGGGCUUAAUCACUUAGAGUUUUUCUGCACUGCUAUUGAUAGGAGGGUUAGACAGAAACAGGUUUCUCUGUUUUGGUUGGCCACUUUGUGGUCUGUUUGGUUGGCUAGAAACAACCUUUUAUUCAAGGGUAUGCCGGCUGUGUUAGAUAAUAUAGUAGAAAAUAUUAAGAUGGUGUCUUGGUCUUGGUUUUCCAUUGGCAACAAGGGGGUAAAAUGUCCCUUGUGGUACAACUGGUUCCAUGCACCUUUAGAUUGUUUUUCUGCAUGCUGAAUGUAUUUCUAUUGAGUACUGUUGGUACUCUUUCAUAAUACAUACCUUUUACUUAUAAAAAAAAAAAUGAUUUUGUUCAUAUGAGUAGUUACUCUUGCUAAGGGUCUCUACACUAAUAUCUUUGGUUUCUCUAGGGUUAGAAACAAUAUCUUCAA
This is a messenger RNA of Vicia villosa (hairy vetch), 2488 nucleotides long. Its product is annotated as pentatricopeptide repeat-containing protein At5g65560-like. The transcript has a single exon. The record is from RefSeq and is a predicted model, not a curated record. Lineage: Eukaryota; Viridiplantae; Streptophyta; Magnoliopsida; Fabales; Fabaceae. Gene Ontology annotation, molecular function: protein binding. Bases 118 to 1830 code for a protein of 570 amino acids.